Molecule: messenger RNA, 5868 nt
Organism: Neomonachus schauinslandi (Hawaiian monk seal)
Lineage: Eukaryota; Metazoa; Chordata; Mammalia; Carnivora; Phocidae
Gene: MORC2
Product: MORC family CW-type zinc finger 2
Exons: 26
Coding region: 903-4214 (1103 amino acids)
Cellular component (GO): nucleus
Molecular function (GO): zinc ion binding
Source: RefSeq, a predicted model, not a curated record
UUGAGCACCGGGCAACGCCCGGUCGGGUUGUGCGCUCUCCACACAGCCCUCGUCCGAGCCUUGAAAGCUGGGACUAACUCCUCUCAGUGAGGAGGCGGCGGCCUCGGAACCCAGGCCCAGGAAGGGCUUGAGAGCCGGAGGCCUCUGUCUGAGGGAAGUGGGGGAGGGGCGCUGCCCGCCUCAGGUGAUUUGGGCGGGUCAAUUCUGAGGCAUUUUUGUGGGUCAUUGUGAGGUAAUUUGACCCACUACCCUGAGGAGAUUGGGAAGGGAGCACGCAGUAGGUUGGGUCUGGGCUUUGGAAACAGAAAUCAUCACCAGCGCUUACGAGACCAUUCAGUUGGGAGGUGGUGAAGCCGGAACUAACGCCAUAUGCACUCCAUCGACUUCAUGGCCGCCAGCCUGGGGCCUAUUUAAGAACCCUGGGAUCAUUGGUGGUGAAGAAAUGGGUGACUGUCCAGUUUCAUGACAGAAGUUGGUAAAUUUCCGGAUUGGUAAAUUUUCUGAUCGGAAAUUUAGAGGAGCAAAAAAACUUGAAGAACGUGAAGAUGGAGCAGUAAUAAAACCUCCAACUCCCAAUACCAUCUACUCCAAGACCAUCUACAUUCAACUCUUUGAACUAUCGCAACUGAAUGCUAAAGCUCUUUAAGACUACAGAUUUAUAACAGUUUUUUCCAGAAUAUUACAUCACAGUCAUUAAGAAGAUAAAAAAUUUAAAAGCGAAAUCAAUUGUAGUGUUAGACAUCUCUUAGAAUAUAUUUUGGAUAGAUACUAGGUAACCUUGUUUAACGUAAGGAGCACAGACUUAACCAAACCUUUACUGGAAGGAAUCCUGCAAAAUCUAUUCCAUUGUAAGGUUGUAUUUCCCAGUUAGUGGGUGAAGGACUGGAGACCUCACUGCACUCAUGGCUUUCACAAAUUACAGCAGUCUGAAUCGAGCUCAGCUAACCUUUGAAUAUCUGCAUACAAAUUCAACUACUCAUGAAUUCUUGUUUGGUGCUCUUGCUGAACUGGUUGAUAAUGCAAGAGAUGCGGAUGCCACCAGAAUAGAUAUUUACGCAGAAAGGCGAGAGGACCUUCGAGGAGGAUUUAUGCUUUGCUUUUUGGAUGAUGGAGCAGGAAUGGAUCCAAGUGAUGCUGCCAGUGUGAUCCAGUUUGGGAAGUCGGCCAAACGAACACCUGAGUCCACCCAGAUUGGGCAAUAUGGGAAUGGGUUAAAAUCGGGCUCAAUGCGCAUUGGGAAGGAUUUUAUACUCUUCACCAAGAAGGAAGACACCAUGACCUGCCUCUUUUUGUCUCGGACCUUUCAUGAGGAGGAAGGCAUUGAUGAAGUGAUAGUCCCAUUGCCCACCUGGAAUGCUCGGACCCGGGAACCUGUCACAGACAACGUGGAGAAGUUUGCCAUCGAGACAGAACUCAUCUACAAGUAUUCUCCCUUCCACAAUGAAGAGGAAGUUAUGACUCAGUUCAUGAAGAUUCCUGGAGACAGUGGAACACUGGUGAUCAUCUUCAAUCUCAAACUCAUGGAUAAUGGAGAGCCAGAGCUAGACAUAAUCUCAAAUCCAAGAGAUAUCCAGAUGGCAGAGACUUCCCCAGAGGGCACGAAGCCAGAGCGGCGCUCCUUCCGUGCCUAUGCUGCCGUGCUUUAUAUUGAUCCCCGGAUGCGGAUCUUCAUCCAUGGGCACAAGGUGCAGACCAAGAGGCUUUCCUGCUGCCUAUAUAAGCCCAGGAUGUACAAGUACACAUCAAGCCGUUUCAAGACUCGUGCAGAGCAGGAGGUGAAGAAAGCUGAGCAUGUAGCACGGAUUGCUGAGGAGAAGGCACGGGAGGCAGAGAGCAAAGCUCGGACCUUAGAAGUUCGCCUAGGUGGAGACCUCACGCGGGACUCCAGGGUGAUGUUGCGGCAGGUCCAGAACACAGCCAUUACCCUGCGCAGAGAAGCUGAUGUCAAGAAGCGGAUCAAGGAGGCCAAGCAGCGAGCACUUAAAGAACCUAAAGAACUGAAUUUUGUUUUUGGGGUCAACAUUGAGCACCGGGACCUGGAUGGCAUGUUCAUCUAUAACUGUAGCCGCCUGAUCAAGAUGUAUGAAAAAGUGGGCCCACAGCUGGAAGGGGGCAUGGCAUGCGGUGGGGUUGUUGGGGUUGUUGAUGUGCCUUACCUGGUCCUGGAACCUACACACAACAAGCAGGACUUUGCUGAUGCUAAGGAGUACCGGCACCUGCUGCGGGCGAUGGGGGAGCACCUGGCACAGUAUUGGAAGGACAUUGCCAUUGCCCAGAGGGGAAUCAUCAAGUUCUGGGAUGAGUUUGGCUACCUCUCUGCCAACUGGAACCAGCCCCCAUCCAGCGAUCUACGUUAUAAGCGCCGGAGAGCUAUGGAAAUCCCAACCACCAUCCAGUGUGAUUUGUGUCUGAAGUGGCGAACCCUCCCCUUCCAGCUGAGUUCUGUGGAAAAAGAUUACCCUGACACCUGGGUUUGCUCCAUGAACCCUGAUCCUGAGCAGGACCGAUGUGAGGCUUCUGAACAGAAGCAGAAGGUUCCUCUGGGGACAUUCAGAAAGGACCUGAAGACACAAGAAGAGAAGCAGAAGCAGCUGACAGAGAAAAUUCGCCAGCAGCAGGAAAAGCUAGAAGCCCUGCAGAAAACCACACCUAUCCGGUCCCAAGCUGACCUGAAGAAAUUGCCUUUGGAAGUGACCACCAGACCUUCCACUGAGGAACCUGCACGUAGACCUCAGCGACCUCGGUCACCUCCUUUACCUGCUGUGAUCAAGAAUGCCCCCAGCAGACCCCCUUCCCUGCAAGCUCCCAGGCCAGCCAGCCAGCCCCGAAAGGCUCCUGUCAUCAGCAGUACCCCAAAGCCUCCUUCCCUGGCAGCUCGGGAGGAGGCCAGUACAUCCAGGCUGCUGCAACCACCCGAGGCACCCCGAAAGCCUGCUAGCACACUGGUUAAGACUGCGCCCCGGCCCACCCCUGUGGUGCAGCCACUGUCACCAUCUCUGCUACCCAACUCCAAGAGCCCUCGGGAGGUCCCAGCUCCCAGAGCCAUCAAGACUCCAGUGGUCAAGAAGCCAGAGCCACCCAGUAAACUCUCCCCAACCACUCCUGGUCGGAAGCGGACUCUUGGGGUCUCUGACGAAGAAGAAGCUGAGGAGGAGGCUGAGAGGAGGAAGGAGAGGUCUAAGCGGGGCAAGUUUGCUGUGAAGGAGGAAAAGAAGGACUUGAAUGAGCUCUCGGACAGUGCUGGGGAAGAGGACCCAGCUGAUCUUAAGAGGGCUCAGAAAGAUAAAGGGUUGCAUGUGGAGGUGCGUGUGAACAGGGAGUGGUACACAGGCCGCGUCACAGCUGUGGAGGUGGGCAAACAUGUGGUGCGGUGGAAGGUGAAGUUUGACUACGUGCCCACAGACACCACUCCGAGAGACCGCUGGGUGGAGAAAGGCAGUGAGGAUGUGCGGCUGAUGAAGCCCCCUUCUCCGGAGUACCAGAGCCCCGACACGCAGCAGGAGGGCAGGGAGGAGGAGGAGGAGGAGGAGGAGGAGGAGGAGGAGGAGGUGGUGGUGGCCCAGCAGGCUGUAGCCACGGCAGAGCCCUCUACUUCUGACUGCAUCCGCAUAGAGCCUGACACCACUGCCCCGAGCACCAACCACGAGACCAUUGACCUGCUUGUCCAGAUCCUCCGGAAUUGUUUACGGUACUUUCUGCCUCCAAGUUUCCCCAUCUCCAAGAAGGAACUUAGUGCUAUGAAUUCAGAUGAGCUAAUAUCAUUUCCUCUGAAAGAGUACUUCAAACAGUAUGAAGUGGGACUCCAGAAUCUGUGCCAUUCCUACCAGAGCCGUGCCGACUCACGGGCCAAGGCCUCCGAGGAGAGCCUGCGCACUUCUGAGAGAAAGCUCCGAGAGACAGAGGAGAAGCUGCAGAAGCUGAGGACCAACAUCGUGGCGCUCCUGCAAAAGGUGCAGGAGGUGAGCCAGGCAGCCCUCUCAUUGCAGCUGGACCACCUGGUGUCUCAGGGAGGGGGGCCUGGGCACCUCCUGCUCCCUUCUCCCCACUCACAGGAAUCUGUGGUUCCAACCCUGGCUGCACAGCAUCCUGACCAGGAGGGCUGGAGGUGGUGCGGCUGCCUGGGCCUCAUCCCAGCCAGACCCACGGACAUAGACAUCAACACAGAUGAUGAGCUGGAUGCCUACAUCGAGGACCUGAUCACCAAGGGGGACUAAGGGGCUCAGAGACAAAGAUCAGCUCCUCUGCCCUUCAAGGCAGAGUUCUCGGGGUGGGGGGAGUGUUUUGUUCCUGGGUUGGUGGACUUACCUUGAUUUGACUCACAUGAGACAUUUGUGCUUUUGAGGGAAAAAUACUCUGAUUCUUUGAAUCUUCCUCCCUAAGUUUAUAAAUAUUUAUUUUUUAAAAGAAAAAAGAUGCUGCGCCUGCUAUGAGACCAUACAUUUUUCUUUUGGUGACUCUUGGGCAAAGGACAGAGAACCAGGAUGCCAAGUUCCUUCUCUUGGCUCCUGGCUCCUCAAGAUAUGGUAAACCCAGUGUCAUCCAUAAGUCAGAGAGGCUUCAGGGGCAGGGCUUAGCUCUUCUAGAGGAUGAACAGUGUUGAUAAGGGAAAGAGCCCUCCAGAGUUGUGCUUCUCCUAGGGGCUCUGAUCUGGGGGACCCCUGGGGGCAGUGGAUCAGGAUAGAGGCUCAGUGCUGAGCAGCUCCCUUCUCAGGGACAUGAAUGCUGGCCCAAGCAGCUGUCAGUCAUGCUGUGGCAUUGUCCAAACAGCUUGGGGAAGAAAGAUCCUCCCAUUCAAUUCCCCCAUCCACCGUUCAAGUUCUCCCUGUGGCAGUGAUUUCCUCAGUUAACUAUGGAUAGUGAGGUUUCCCACCUCAAAAACUUGAGUCCAGAUUGAGUAGUAGAUCUGACUCUAGUGGAAUACACACUGAAUGAAUGUUUGAAUUCCAAAGGAUUCUUUUUGAGAAAGCUCCUUAUGACAGAGCCCCUGGUGCUGAUCUGGUGGUGACCUCUGCCUGUGGGUUUGGCAGGGUCUGGAGGGAGCACACUGCCUCAGAUGGUGCUGGCUGAUCUGGAGAGCCUGCUGCUGCUGUUUUUACUGUUUCCCCUCUGCCUGGCCUCACCGGUCCCUGCUCUAGGCCAGAUAGGAGAGGGGGUCACUGAGCCACAGGGACUCCAGAGGCAGCUUUGUAGGAAGCACACCAUGCCUUCCCUCCCAUCUAAUCACAGCCUCACGCAGCUGUGUCCUUCAAGUGACUUCUCAGGGUCAAAGACAAAGGCAAGAGUUGCUGUUUCUCUUUAGUGGUCAUUGGAAAAAUUCUGGUUUGAUUUCCCCCAACUCUCUUCUCUCUUCUCUAUAGUUGGGGACUUUGGGUUUUCUAGAGGCACAAGAACUAUGGCCUGGUACCACUGGUCUGUGAUUCGAACCUUUCUGGGUGUGUUUCUGGCAUCUACCCACUCCAGGUCAACAGUGGCCCACAUGCCACUUUGUGGCCUCUGCAGAAGACUGGGAGGCACUGGUGAGGGAAGUCUUUACCCACUUCUGCACGUGUCCAGAAGCACCUGCAAUUUGUGGGUUUGGGGCUUCCCCAAACCACAUCCCUGUGGCAGGGUUAUUUGGGGAAAUACCACUCAGAACCUGGUCUCUUCCUCUGGAAGAUUCUCUGAGCCUAGGGGUUUCUUGAGCUGGUGAUUCCUCUCCUGUCCACCUCGCUCUCUUCAUCCCAGGCAGCAUGUGGUUCAUUUUUGUCUCCAAACCUACUGUUUUAAUCUAAAGGAAGUUGGUUCUGCAUUUUUACCAGAGGGUAAUACCCAAGUUUUUUAUUUACAUACCUGUAAUCAAAAUGCAAUACUAUAAAACUUUUACUGGUG